CCUCACUCUGCACAGCUGGCCCCUAGGAGGCUAUGCAGUGGGCAGGUGUUGGGGACUCUUGAGGUGCCUGGGGUGGGGGCGCCCAGGCUGCUCUGAAGGGAAGCGGGCGCCAGAGACCUGGGCUGCAGCCCCCAGGCAGUGGUCUGGCACCUUCCUGAGCCCGUGUCCCCUGGAAAGUGGGGAAUGUUCCCUGCCCAGCCCCAAAGCCGCCGCCCCUUGGGCUGGCUUAUCGGCCGCAGCUGUAGCAGAUGGGCCCACACCCGGGCCCAUCCCAGGCAGAGGGAGCGAGGCCACUCGUCCGUCCGCAGAAGGGAGGUGGGGUAACAGCCCCCAGGACGCUGGCCGCCCACGAGACAUGAAGGAUGGCAUCCAAGGGCGCUGACAUGUUCCCCCGCAAGAGCUACGGGCUGACCGCGGACGCUGAGAAGCCCAGGGUCACAGGUGUGGGCCGGGAAGAACUGCUGGAAGGGGGGUUAGUGUUGGUUUCAGGGACUGGGGGCCCCUCGCAGCCUCUUGCUCUCCCCAGGAAACCCCUGAACUUCCAGAACCUGCCAGAGCAUCUGGACCAGCUGUUACAGGUGGACAGUGAGGAUGAGGAGAGCCAGGGGCAUGUGGAAGGGCGGCUCGGCCCCUCCACCGUGGUCCUGGACCACACGGGGGGCUUCGAGGGGCUGCUGCUGGUGGAUGAUGACCUGCUGGGGGUGAUUGGCCACAGCAACUUCGGCACCAUCCGCUCGACCACCUGCGUGUACAAAGGGAAAUGGGUGUACGAGGUGCUCAUCUCCUCCCAGGGGCUCAUGCAGAUCGGCUGGUGCACCAUCAACUGCCGCUUCAAUCAGGAGGUACGUGCGGGCCCCCAGGGAGCUCCUCUCCCCAGAUCCUCCCCGACUUCCUCCUGCCUGAACGGCAUGUCGCUGGGCACCGCCUUCGAGAACUUGUCCAGGGGCCCGGGCAUGGCCUACUUCCCAGCCAUCAGCCUUUCCUUCAAGGAGUCCGUGGCCUUCAACUUCGGCAGCCGCCCCCUGCGAUAUCCUUUCCCACGGAGGCGUGGGCUGCUGGGAAGUCGGGGCGCCGGCGGGGAAGGGCUUGGGACGGCUGGGCGGCGUGCACAUGUGUGCUUGGGGCGCGGCCGUGCCCGGGUUGGGCUCAGGGUCCCUGGUGGUGGAGCCCCAUCCCAGCCCGCACCCCUACUGCCCCGGGGCCCCAGGGCGGGGCUCUGCAGGCUCAGUGUCCGCUCCCCACCCGCCCCAGUGGUGGAAGAACUGCAGGUCCAGAUCCUGAAGCUGCUGCUGAACAAUAAGGAUGAGAAUGGGGGCGAAGCUUCUAGGUACAUCUUCCUGACCAAGUUCCGGAAGUUCCUGCAGGAGAAUGCCAGCGGCCGGGGGAACAUACCCCUGCUCUGCCCCCCUGAGUACAUGGUCUGCUUCUUGCACCGGCUGAUCUCCGCCCUGCGCUGCUACUGGGACGAGUACACGGCUUCCAACCCCCACGCCUCCGCCAGCGAGGAGGCCUACGUCCCGCCCCAGGUCUUCUACAACGGCAAGGUGGACUACUUCGACCAGCAGCGCCUCGGGGGCCUCCUCUCUCACCUCCGCAAGACCCUCAAAGACGACCUGGCGUCCAAGGCCAACAUCCUGAUCGACCCCCUGGAGCUGCAGGCGGCCACCAUGGACGACCUGGAUGAGGACCAGGAGCCGUCCCCGGCGGCCCUGCAGCGCCCCGUGCAGGCCCUGGCCAUUGGGGGUGCGCUGCGCCUGCCCCGGCCCGGCUGGCUCAGCUCCCCGACCCUGGGCCGCGCCAACCGCUUCCUCAGCACAGCGGCUGUGACCCUGAUGACCCCCCGGCGGCCUCUGAGCGCCUCAGAGAAAGUGAAGGUCCGCACGCUGAGCGCGGAGCAGAGGACCCGCGAGGACAGGCGCCUGUCGCUCCAGAUGGUGGGGGUGUCCGACGACGUCAACGAGUACGCGAUGGCCCUGAGGAACACGGAGGACAAGCUGCGCCGGUGCCCCAAGAGGAGGAAGGACAUCCUUGAGGAGCUGACCAAGAGCCAGAAAGUUUUCUCAGAGAAGCUGGACCACCUGAGCCGCCGUCUUGCCUGGGUCCAUGCCACCGUCUACUCCCAGGAGAAGAUGCUGGACAUCUACUGGCUGCUGCGCGUCUGCCUGCGGACCAUCGAGCACGCGGACCGCACGGGCCCGCUCUUCGCCUUCAUGCCCGAGUUCUACCUGAGCGUGGCCAUCAACAGCUACAGCGCCCUCAAGAACUACUUCGGGCCGGUGCACAGCAUGGAGGAGCUCCCCGGCUACGAGGAGACCCUGACCCGCCUGGCUGCCAUCCUUGCCAAGCACUUUGCCGACACACGCAUCGUGGGCACUGACAUCCGUGACUCGCUGAUGCAGGCGCUGGCCAGCUACGUCUGCUACCCACACUCCCUGCGGGCCGUGGAGCGCAUCCCUGAGGAGCAGCGCGUCGCCAUGGUGAGGAGCCUCCUGGCUCCCUACGAGCAGCGGCCCUGGGCGCAGACCAACUGGAUCCUGGUGCGGCUCUGGAAGGGCUGUGGGUUCGGGUACCGCUACACACGGCUGCCCCACCUGCUGAAGAUCAAGCCCGAGGAUGCCAACCUGCCCAGCCUGCAGAAGCCCUGUCCGUCCAUCCUGCUGCAGCAGCACAUGGCGGACCUGCUGCGCCAAGACCCCGAUGUGGCGCCCAGCUUCCUCAAUAGCGUCCUCAACCAGCUCAACUGGGCCUUCUCGGAGUUCAUCGGCAUGAUCCAGGAGAUCCAACAGGCCGUGGAGCGCCUUGAGAGGAACUUCGUGGACACCCGGCAGCUCAAGGUCUGUGCCACCUGCUUCGACCUCUCGGUCAGCCUGCUGCGCGUCCUGGAGAUGACCGUCACCCUGGUGCCCGAGGUCUUCCUCGACCCGACCCAGCCCACCUCCGAGAUGCUGCUGCAGCGGCUCGCCCAGUUCUUGGGGAGGGCGGUUGGCACCCACUGGGCCCCAGCAUGGGCGCUCACCCCCUCGCCCUCCCUAGGCCUGGAGAGCGUGGACCACUACCCCAUCCUGGUGGCAGUGACGGGCAUCCUGGUGCGGCUCCUGGUGCACGGCCCCGCCGCAGGGACGGAGAAAGCCACGUCAGUGCUCCUGGCUGACCCCUGCUUCCAGCUCCGCUCCAUUCGCUAUCUUCUGGGGCACCCAGAGCCCCCCGGCCCUGGCACUGCCCCGCCUGCCCCUGACCGGAAACACUUCUUACCACCCCCAGACACAGACUACAUCAGCAGCGAGGAGCUGGCCCAGGUGGAGCAGAUGCUGGCACACCUGACCUCCGCGUCUGCCCAGGCUGCAGCUGCCUCCCUGCCCACCAGCGAGGAGGACCUUUGCCCCAUCUGCUAUGCACACCCCAUCUCUGCCGUGUUCCAGCCCUGUGGCCACAAGUCCUGCAAAGCCUGCAUCAACCAGCACCUGAUGAACAACAAGGACUGCUUCUUCUGCAAAGCCACCAUCGAGUCGGUGGAGGACUGGAGGGCAGGCGGGGCGAGCAACACCUCCUCGGCUGCCUAGAUCCGCGGUCCACACAGCAGGAGACUCUGCCCGAGCCCAAACCCAGGCUGGGCCCUAUUUAUGAGCUCCCCUUUCCAGCCCCCCACCAUCCCCAGCCUCCUGCGUGUCCCCCAUGGCGGGAGCCCAGCCCUCAUUGUGCCUGAGCUCGACUUCCAGUCAGGGCCACUGUGAGCAUUAAAUUAUUAUUCAAACAGC
Molecule: messenger RNA, 3755 nt
Organism: Myotis davidii
Lineage: Eukaryota; Metazoa; Chordata; Mammalia; Chiroptera; Vespertilionidae
Gene: RNF123
Product: ring finger protein 123
Exons: 29
Coding region: 363-3560 (1065 amino acids)
Cellular component (GO): cytoplasm
Molecular function (GO): ubiquitin-protein transferase activity
Source: RefSeq, a predicted model, not a curated record